Messenger RNA from Toxoplasma gondii ME49, 2907 nucleotides. Its product is annotated as Gas41, putative. Bases 822 to 2375 code for a protein of 517 amino acids. Lineage: Eukaryota; Apicomplexa; Conoidasida; Eucoccidiorida; Sarcocystidae. The transcript has 6 exons. The record is from RefSeq and is a predicted model, not a curated record. Gene Ontology annotation, biological process: regulation of DNA-templated transcription.
CCUCGAGGAAGAAGGAGGCACAGGAAAGACACGACGCGAAGAAGCUCUCUCCGCGCUCUCUGUGCUUUGUUUCUUGUGAAGAAAUCUACAUUUUUCAGGAAUCUUGUCGGUCGGGAGACUCGUUAUUGGCGGAUCGACGGAGAGGAAGCCCCCAAGUGGCUUGGCCGGUGACUGCAGCGUUUCGUCGAGUCUGUACUGCACACUGUCUCCGCUGUUGUCGUUUCUUCUUUUUCCAAGAAGAGACUGUUUUCCCUUUCCCCCUUCUGUGCCAUUUUUUCUUCGGCGGCCGUUGCCGUUUCCGCGGGUCUUCUCUCUGCUGGAUCUUCUCGUUUGCCUGCUUCUUUCUUGGCUGCAGAAGAUCACCUCUCACAUCUUUGUCUCUUCCCAGCGGCCGGCGAGAGUCUUUCAUCUCGCGUCAACGUUUCUUUGUUCCUUCGCUUGCAUGCUUCUUCCAUCUUCUGUGGCACCUCGCCGUUUUCCGGCGUCCUUCUCACCUGCCUCCCUCUUCGUGACCUCUUCGUCUCCGUCUGUAGUUCCUUUCCUCUCCGUUUGUAGUUCCUUUCCUCUCCGUCUGUAGUUCCUUUCCUCUCCGUUUGUAGUUCCUUUCCUCUCCGUUUGUAGUUCCUUUCCUCUCCGUUUGUAGUCCCUUUCCUCUCCGUUUGUAGUUCCUUUCCUCUCCGUUUGUAGUCCCUUUCCUCUCCGUUUGUAGUUCCUUUCUCCUCUCUGUCUCGCCUGCCUCCUGCCUUCCGGUUUCUCUCCGCUUCUCUCGCUGUUCCCCGCUGUCUCUCCUCGUGCGAUGCUUCCUUGACCUGCCUUCGAAGAUGCCGAGAGACCGCGGCGGCGCGGCUGUAUGGGAGGAACGCGAAGAUCCUCCGCUCUGCCUCUCGGCCGCAGGCGCGUCUCUGGGGUGUACCGAGUCUUCUCGUCCUCACUCUUCUCGGCAGCCUCGCGGCCACAGCAUCCACGCGCAAGAGAACGCAAGAAUUAUGAAAGGUCUGACCGUGAGGAAGACGUUCGUUCUCGGCAGCUACGCCUUUAGGCUGUCGCCAGUGGAGAAGAAGAAGUACAACGACAUGACCCACAAGUGGACCUGCCUGCUGCGAGCGCUGAAUGGAGAGGACCUGACCUACUGCGUGAAGAAAGUUGUCUUCGAGCUCGAUCCUUCUUUCGUCAACCCCAAGAGAACGUUAACCCACCCGCCGUACGAAGUCUCUGAGGCAGGCUGGGGCGAGUUCCAAAUUUCUGUCAAAGUUCACUUCCUCGACGAUUCUCUCCCGCCUGCGGAGCUCCGCCACUUUCUUAGGCUCAAUCCGGAAGGCGGUCAUGUGGUGGGGCCUUGCGUCGCCGCCGAGACUCUGGACGAGGUGUUGAUUCACGAGCCGAAGGAGAGCUUCUACGACGUCCUCAUGGAGGGCCCGCACAAACCUGCAGCGCCCCACCACCUUGAAAAGUUUUUUCUUCAGCAGCAACCUCGCUUCGACGAACAAAUGAAACUGCUCAUGGGCGCACAAGGCGUUGUUCAAGCGGAGAGCAUGAGUUUGAUGUCUGAGGCCUUCGCGUUGACACAUCGAAUUCGCCAGCUCCAGGCUGCGUGUGACCCUCGCGUCUUCCAACAUCUGCGGGCGCAACAGGCCGCCGUCGUCUCUCCGCCUGUGCCUGCAUGCGACCUAACGGUCUCUUCACCCUCCACGGCUGCGGCGAUGUCUCCCGGCAUCGGGAUCGGCCUCAAAGAGACCCUAUCUCUCGCCGCGGUGGCUCCAGGGUCUCCUGGAGAGUCCCCUGCACAGACGGGAGUGCAGGCCCCCCGGGGCGCGGGACCAGCAUCUUCGGGGACUCUCCCUCUCGGCGCGAACCCACUGGGCGACCUCCACCGCCGAGUGUCUCCGCCGGAGGCCGCAGGCGCCCCCGGGGCCGGCGCUGAUGUCUCCGCGCCCGCCCCGGGGCCCGAUGGAUCCCCACAGCCGUUCGCCGAGGCGCCCGGCACAGUGCCGCCGGGGGCUCCGGCCGCGCCCUACGCGGUCGUGGGCGCGGCAUUUGGAGCCCAAGGAGCCGAUGAGAAGACUCCAAUGCUCGACGCGCAGGCUCUGCAGCAGCAGAUGGUGCUCCAACAGCAGCAGGCUCAGGUGCUCCUGCAACAGCAACUCUACCACGCUCAGCAGCAGCAGUAUUUGAUGCAUGCGGCCCCAGGGGUCUUCUUUCCCAGCGACGCGAAGCGAGGCGCCGGCGCGCCCUGUCCCCAACAAGUGUCUCCUUUCGCACAGCCCCCGGGGCCUUAUCCCAACGGCGGGUCGGCGCCUGGCAACCAGGGUGUGGUUUUUCCUCGCGCACCUGACGCAGCGGCUCAGGCGUCCUCAAGCGUCCCUCACAAAGAGUGAAAAGAGACAGGAGAGACUGAAAAGGAGACACGAGAAAAGAUGGGAGACGAGGAGACAGGAGAGAAAACCGAACGGAGACAAAGGGGAAGAUUCUAGAAGAGACAGGAAGCAAACUCAGAGAGAGAGUCUGGGAGGAAACAGAGAUCUCGGCCAGAGACAGUGGAAGGACAGGAGACAAGAGGGGGAGAAAAAAUGAACAGAAAGAGAGAACGACAGGAGGGAGUGCACAGGGAACGAAAACGAGACUGUGAAGAACACAGAAAGAGAGAAAAGAAAACAAGAAGAUGGAAACAGCGAACGCGUUUCGGUUUCCUUCAGCACUCUUGUCGCGUUUUCGCAGUCGCUGUGGGACGUGCGAGAGGCACCUUUGACUUCAGUCGGUUGUCGAAUGUUUGUUCAGUUUCUCGACCUUUUGCUUCGAAAGCUGGACGAACAAAGUCACCUUUCUCAGCCAAAUGCGAAGCAUGCGAGGCGCCUCGCCAACGACAAGCAACCUGCCCUCGGGAAGGAGUUGCUUGACACAUCUACCGGC